This is a messenger RNA of Cynara cardunculus var. scolymus (artichoke), 1572 nucleotides long. RefSeq names its product tryptophan synthase beta chain 2. Gene Ontology annotation, biological process: L-tryptophan biosynthetic process. The transcript has 6 exons. Gene Ontology annotation, molecular function: pyridoxal phosphate binding; tryptophan synthase activity; L-serine hydro-lyase (adding indole, L-tryptophan-forming) activity. NCBI's taxonomy places the organism in Eukaryota, Viridiplantae, Streptophyta, Magnoliopsida, Asterales, Asteraceae. The record is from RefSeq and is a predicted model, not a curated record. The coding region runs from base 1 to 1479 and encodes 492 amino acids.
AUGGCCCAAUCUCUCUUCAUCAACCCAACUCCAACUCUUUGCUUCAAAGGUCAAUCAAAAAAUCAUGGAAAUGUGUUGUUUAAUGCUAAUAAACCAAAUCCAUGGAAGUCCUCACUAGCAAAAUCAACCAGUCCUCGAGCUUUAGAAACAGAAAUCCCUACGCAUUGGUACAACAUCAUCGCGGAUCUCCCCAUCAAACCUCCGCCACCAUUGCAUCCAAAGACCUUUGCACCAUUACAACCUCAAGACCUAUCUCAUCUUUUUCCAGAUGAAUUGAUUAAACAAGAAGCAAGCGAUGAGCGAUUCAUCGUCAUCCCAGAUGAAGUUGUUGAUAUUUACCGGCUAUGGCGCCCUACCCCUCUAAUCCGAGCCAAGAGAUUGGAGAAAUUGCUUGAUACCCCUGCAAGAAUUUAUUACAAAUACGAAGGUGUGAGCCCAGCUGGUUCACAUAAACCGAACACCGCCGUGCCUCAGGUUUGGUACAAUGCUCAGCAAGGUGUCAAGAAUGUCGUCACCGAGACUGGUGCCGGCCAAUGGGGGAGUUCUUUAGCAUUUGCUUGCAGCUUAUUUGGUCUUAACUGUGAAGUGUGGCAAGUUCGAGCUUCUUAUGAUCAGAAACCAUAUCGGAAACUGAUGAUGCAAACUUGGGGAGCCAAGGUUCAUCCUUCUCCUUCCAACCUCACCGAAUCCGGACGAAAAAUUCUUGAAAUGGAUCCAUUAAGUCCAGGGAGUUUGGGGAUUGCCAUUUCUGAGGCUGUAGAGAUGGCAGCUCUUAAUGAAGAUACUAAAUAUUGUUUAGGAAGUGUUUUGAAUCAUGUUUUGUUGCAUCAAACUGUUAUUGGGGAAGAAUGCAUUAAGCAGAUGGAGGAUCUUGGGGAGACUCCUGAUGUGAUUAUCGGAUGUACGGGUGGCGGGUCGAAUUUCGCGGGGCUUUGUUUCCCUUUUAUAAGAGAGAAACUUAAAGGGAAAAUGAAUCCUCUUAUACGAGCUGUAGAGCCUACUGCUUGCCCUUCAUUGACCAAAGGUGUUUAUGCCUAUGAUUAUGGAGAUACAGCCGGAAUGACUCCUUUGAUGAAGAUGCAUACACUCGGCCAUGACUUCAUUCCCGAUCCUAUCCAUGCAGGAGGAUUGCGUUAUCAUGGUAUGGCGCCACUGCUUUCGCAUAUCUACGAACUGGGUUUCAUGGAAGCAAUCGCGAUUCCACAGACCGAGUGCUUUCGAGGGGCCAUACAAUUUGCUCGGUCAGAAGGACUGAUUCCAGCACCCGAACCCACACACGCCAUAGCUGCAGCGAUUCGUGAAGCCCUUCACUGCAAAGAGAGCGGUGAAUCAAAAGUGAUACUGAUGGCAAUGUGCGGGCAUGGUCAUUUCGACCUGCCUGCUUACGAGAAAUACCUGCAGGGUGGCAUGGUUGAUUUAUCUUUCUCAGAGGACAAGAUACAAGCUUCUCUUGCCAACAUUCCACAUUUGAGAUCCUAAAAUCGUCGCACUUUUUAUCGUUUCCACUUCAUUAUCGUAUAACUUACUGUUUGUCUUAUAUUCGAGUAACACGACAAUUUACUGCUACUAAAA